CCUUCCCAUUUACUCUUCCCAAAGUGUUAUUUUGAAAGCAUACACAAUUUUUUGUUGUUUUUUUAAGUCUUAUUUUUAUUUAUUUUUAAUCUUCCUGAAUUUUGUCGAAUCUGAGAAUCGCGUGGAAAUAUUUCUCAGGUGAGCUAUGGUUUCUCCAUUUGUUGUCGAAUUUUUUGGAUUUAAAAUUCGACCAAGAGCAGAAUAUGUUUUCUGGAAAUGCCAAGCUCUGGAAUCGACCACGGUGCAUUCGUUAUGAUUAAAAUAAACUGGUAAAAUAAACAGAGACAAAAACAAGGACUCAGGCUUCAAUCAACGACUCUGAGGUGAAAAGUUGAAAACUAAAGUGAAAUGCCUGGAAUGACAUGUGCAGUGGCUGUGUGCCGCAACAGUUUUUACAAGACGAGAAACAACCCGAUUAAAAAACAGGUGAAUUACUUUUCGUUCCCCAAAAAUUCGGAGCUGAGGAAAUUGUGGGUGGUGGCCUGCCGAAGGAAAGACAAAUUCAAUCCCGACACGUCAUUCGUGUGCUCCAAUCACUUCGAUCCGAGCGAUUUUCAAAAGAGCAUGAUAGCCGAGUUAGGUUUCGCUAAACAUAGGAAGAGGUUGAAACCCGGGGCUUGCCCUACGAAAGGCCUUUGCCCCAAGAGGGAAGAUGUGAAAACUGAGGAGGAUCUUUCCGAUGAACAAAUGGACAGGUCACCAACCUUCAAAGCUCAGAUUAUUUCACAACCUGGAAAAGAAUCGCACCGUCAAGACUCAGUUUAUUGUGGCCCGAGUUUUCCGACUCCUAAGUUUGAGUUUGAACCGAGUUCUUUAGAAGAUUCGUAUCAACCACUGCCUUUGAUUCUGGGACGUGAGCUACAUGAAAUCUCUAAUAUGCCUGUGAAUUGUGCUGUAGCCACUUGUGGCAACAACGGUUACAAGACGAGGCAUUUGUCUGGUCCAAAUACCGUCUCCUACUUUACGUUCCCGAAAGAGAAACAGCUCAGACAGAUUUGGAUACAUUUUUGUAAAAGGAAGGACAAGUUUAACCCCGACACUUCAGCGAUUUGCUCUCAGCAUUUCAAGGGGAGCGAUUUUGAACGCAACCUGAGGGCAGAGCUUUUACAGAUGAGGCAGAAGAAAAUUUUAAAACCUGGAGCAGUGCCUACGCUCAAUAAAGUGAACCUGAUAGACAAGGAAGACGCGGACAUAUCGACGAAAAUUAAUUUAGGAAAAGAGCGAAUGAGUUUACCAGCCGUUACAAGUGUAUAUCAUCCUGAUACCUCAAACCAACUGAAAGUGAGAAAAUAUAAAAGUGUCUAUCAUAGAAACAGGGAAAAACAGUCUAUUUUGGAAUACGACGAUUCUACAGAUGAGGUUGAAGUUUCAGCGGCAGACAAGUCAGAAGCGGUUCUCAAAGAAGCAUUAUCGACGGGCCUUCGCCUCAAAGAAUGGAUAAAUGACGACUGCCAAGUAUUCGGCAACUUUGUAGCGAGUGAACUGAGGAGCAUCACUAACGACGGGAUUAGAAAAGAACUCAAACAAUUCAUACAAAAAGGGAUUUUGGAAUUUUUAGAAAAGGACGCUUCUUCAUUGACAAAUUCACCAGCCUCGCUUCCGUCGAUUAGUAGUUCUUUCGACUCGACAAGUUCCAAAUGUUUCAAAUUUUCAGUAGAUUCGGCGAUCACCGUUAAAAACAGUUAGGAUUGAAUGCUUCUUCAUCAUGCACACAUCGGGAUUUUCGGCAAUGAAGAAGCUGACCAAUUGGCAAAAUCGGCAUCAAGGGAUGAAAGUCUAGAAAUCUACUACAAACACCCUAAGAGCCUUUUUCAGAAGAGACUGGAGCAGGAAGCUUUUUCAAGAUGGGAAGAAACAUGGCGGGAAACGACUAAGGCGGCCCAUACAAAGAUGUUUGUCCCCUCCCUGGCAUUCAGGAGGAAGCUCGUUAUUCCGGACAACUACAAAAUCAUCCAAGUGAUUUCAGGUCAUGGCAAGUGCCUGGCCUACCGCAAACAGUUUGGACACGUCCCUUCAUCCUCCUGCCUGCCCUUGUGAUGGCCAAGCUGAGCAAAACCUUUUGCAUAUAGUUUUUCAUUGUCCACUUUGGGAAAGAGAAAGGAGUCAGCUAAUACAGCACUUCGUUUGUAUAGGGAGAGGCUGGCCGGUUCCUCCAUCUGAAUUGCUUCUGAGCGAGAAUAUGAACGUGUUUGUUGGUUUUGUGGAUAAACUGGACUUGGACUUGCAUUA
Messenger RNA from Cimex lectularius (bed bug), 2229 nucleotides. RefSeq lists its product as uncharacterized. The transcript has 7 exons. Lineage: Eukaryota; Metazoa; Arthropoda; Insecta; Hemiptera; Cimicidae. Gene Ontology annotation, molecular function: sequence-specific DNA binding. Bases 349 to 1686 code for a protein of 445 amino acids. The record is from RefSeq and is a predicted model, not a curated record.